UGAUGUUUGCCUGAGAACGGGCCGACUGGUUUUUCUCACAGCCAAGGGACAAAGGAGAAGGACCGUAACUUUUCUCCUUGGAAUCCCAGGUGAAAGACAUCCGUUAUUCUGAGUUCUAGACUACACCAGGUGAAUGGAGAGAUCUGUUAUUCUGGGUUUUAGACUACACCAGGUGAAUGGAGACAUCUGUUAUUCUGAGUUCUAGACUACACCUGGUGAAUGGAGAGAUCUGUUAUUCUGGGUUCUAGACUACACCAGGUGAAUGGAGACAUCUGUUAUUCUGAGUUCUAGACUACACCUGGUGAAUGGAGAGAUCUGUUAUUCUGGGUUCUAGACUACACCAGGUGAAUGGAGACAUCCGUUAUUCUGAGUUCUAGACUACACCUGGUGAAUGGAGACAUCCGUUAUUCUGAGUUCUAGACUACACCCGGUGAAUGGAGAGAUCUGUUAUUCUGGGUUCUAGACUACACCAGGUGAAUGGAGACAUCCGUUAUUCUGAGUUCUAGACUACACCUGGUGAAUGGAGACAUCCGUUAUUCUGAGUUCUAGACUACACCUGGUAAAUGGAGACAUCCGUUAUUUUGAGUUCUAGACUACACCUGGUGAAUGGAGAGAUCAGUUAUUCUGAGUACUAGACUACACCAGGUGAAUGGAGAGAUCUGUUAUUCUGAGUUCUAGACUACACCCGGUGAAUGGAGAGAUCAAUUAUUCUGAGUUCUAGACUCCACCAGGUGAAUGGAGAGAUCAAUUAUUCUGAGUUCUAGACUACACCAGGUGAAUGGAGAGAUCAGUUAUUCUGAGUUCUAGACUACACCUGGUGAAUGGAGAGAUCAGUUAUUCUGAGUUCUAGACUACACCAGGUGAAUGGAGAGAUCUGUUAUUCUGAGUUCUAGACUACACCAGGUGAAUGGAGAGAUCAGUUAUUCUGAGUUCUAGACUACACCAGGUGAAUGGAGAGAUCAGUUAUUCUGAGUUCUAGACUACACCAGGUGAAUGGAGAGAUCAGUUAUUCUGAGUACUAGACUCCACCAGGUGAAUGGAGAGAUCAGUUAUUCUGAGUUCUAGACUCCACCAGGUGAAUGGAGAGAUCAGUUAUUCUGAGUUCUAGACUCCACCAGGUGAAUGGAGAGAUCAGUUAUUCUGAGUUCUAGACUCCACCAGGUGAAUGGAGAGAUCAGUUAUUCUGAGUUCUAGACUCCACCAGGUGAAUGGAGAGAUCAGUUAUUCUGAGUUCUAGACUCCACCAGGUGAAUGGAGAGAUCAGUUAUUCUGAGUACUAGACUCCACCAGGUGAAUGGAGAGAUCAGUUAUUCUGAGUACUAGACUCCACCAGGUGAAUGGAGAGAUCAGUUAUUCUGAGUUCUAGACUCCACCAGGUGAAUGGAGAGAUCAGUUAUUCUGAGUUCUAGACUCCACCAGGUGAAUGGAGAGAUCAGUUAUUCUGAGUUCUAGACUCCACCAGGUGAAUGGAGAGAUCAGUUAUUCUGAGUUCUAGACUCCACCAGGUGAAUGGAGAGAUCAGUUAUUCUGAGUUCUAGAUUCCACCAGGUGAAUGGAGAGAUCAGUUAUUCUGAGUUCUAGACUCCACCAGGUGAAUGGAGAGAUCAGUUAUUCUGAGUUCUAGACUCCACCAGGUGAAUGGAGAGAUCAGUUAUUCUGAGUUCUAGACUCCACCAGGUGAAUGGAGAGAUCAGUUAUUCUGAGUUCUAGACUACACCCGGGGAAUGGAGAGAUCAGUUAUUCUGAGUUCUAGACUACACCCGGUGAAUGGAGAGGAGAAUGUGACAGGGAAGUGGACGUUACGUUUCUAGAACUUCUGGAGUUAAUGUAAGAGGGUGCUGGAUAACUUAAUGGAAAUAAGGACUGGAAGUUUGACUGGAUUUCAUGGAGAUAACUCAGUGGCUCACCCAGUGGGUAACAGGGGGUCGUUCUACCUCUCCCAGAGCUGCUAAGCACCCCGGACUGCGCCGAAGCAAAACGCGUAGAGUGACUGUUCUGAGAACGUCAUGUUUCGCUGCUCUCGGCGGUGCGCUCUUUUUCCUCCUUGGAGUGUGUUUGCUCAAUCUCCCGGACCCGCGACAGCAAGCCUUCCCUCUGACUGAAGGUGAACCCAGAGAUGUCACCCUUCUGCUGUGGACGCACCCCUUCGGCCGUUACCGCAGACUGCCGGACUGUGAGGCGCGCUUUGGAAUCCGUGGGUGCGUACUGACCGACGACCGGCGCAUGUACCCUGGGGCUGACGCCAUCAUCAUGCACCACCGUGAGAUAACGACCAAUGCCACGGCGCUCCCGUCUGACCCACGACCCCGUGGCCAGAAGUGGAUCUGGAUGAAUUUUGAGUCCCCGUCUCACACCCGUGGCCUGCGGCGGUUCGAGGGCGUGUUCAAUCUCACCAUGACCUACCGUGCAGAUUCAGACAUAUUCCUUCCUUACGGCUACCUGGUGCCCCGCCUUCGCCCUCACGCCAACGCCCCCACACACACACGACCCAGACGGCCUCACCUACUGGCCUGGGUCAUCAGUAACUGGUCGGAGUCGCAGGCCCGCGUGGCGUAUUACCGUCGGCUGGUUAACUACGUUGACGUGGAUGUGUUCGGGCGCGCAGGCGUGCCACUGCCAGAGGACAGCACUGUGGCGCGCACGGUGAGGCGUUACCUGUUUUAUCUGGCGUUGGAGAACUCCCAGCACCCCGACUACAUCACCGAGAAGCUCUGGAACUCUUUACUGGCCGGGGCCAUUCCUGUAGUUCUCGGGCCGCCGCGGGAAAACUACGAACGCUUCCUCCCCCCUGAGGCCUUUAUCCAUGUGGACGACUUCCCCUCUCCCCGCCUGCUCGCCCAAUACCUGUUGCUGCUACGCCGGAGCCCUGCCCUCCUGCAGAGACACCUGGCCUGGAGGAGGAGCUACAGCGUACACCUGACUGCCUUUUGGGCGGAGCAUUACUGCACAGCGUGUCGAGCCGUGCGGAACCACAGACUCCGGACGAACACCAUCACCAACCUUCAGCGCUGGUUUGAGUCCUGACCUCAGUGUGGAACCACAGACUCCGGACGAACACCAUCACCAACCUUCAGCGCUGGUUUGAGUCCUGACCUUUGACUGGUUUCUGACCCUCUGAUAUAUGAACAUGAGCAGGGACCCCAUAGCAACUGUCUUUAACGACAUCUAGCAAACCGUGGUUCACGGGAAUGAACGUUUUAUAACAUCAUUGAACUGUGAUUCACUUGGUCUGUUAGUUAUUUGUAUUUGACAGGUUUCAGUAGUGCUAUGAAGUCAGUUGUGUCAGACUGUAUAAGAAACAUAGACAUUUUGUCUCGUGUGUGUCUGUGUGUGUGUCUGUGUGUGUGUGUGUGUGUGUCUGUGUGUGUGUGUGUGUGUGUUUGUGUGUGUGUGUGU
This is a messenger RNA of Oncorhynchus kisutch (coho salmon), 3396 nucleotides long. RefSeq names its product alpha-(1,3)-fucosyltransferase 4-like. Gene Ontology annotation, molecular function: alpha-(1->3)-fucosyltransferase activity. Lineage: Eukaryota; Metazoa; Chordata; Actinopteri; Salmoniformes; Salmonidae. Bases 1885 to 3024 code for a protein of 379 amino acids. The record is from RefSeq and is a predicted model, not a curated record. The transcript has a single exon. Gene Ontology annotation, cellular component: membrane.